Sinocyclocheilus rhinocerous is the source of this 15439-nucleotide messenger RNA. Its product is annotated as histone-lysine N-methyltransferase 2C-like. The record is from RefSeq and is a predicted model, not a curated record. Gene Ontology annotation, molecular function: histone H3K4 methyltransferase activity; transcription coactivator activity; protein binding. Gene Ontology annotation, biological process: positive regulation of transcription by RNA polymerase II. The coding region runs from base 683 to 15169 and encodes 4828 amino acids. The transcript has 61 exons. Lineage: Eukaryota; Metazoa; Chordata; Actinopteri; Cypriniformes; Cyprinidae. Gene Ontology annotation, cellular component: nucleus; MLL3/4 complex.
CAUGGAGUCAAAGCUACAACUUUAAUAUUUGUACCAAUGCAGAAAUGUAACGUUUUACGUUAUUCUCCGUUCUACAGUCGCGUCCAAUAAUCGUUUUUUGCUUGUACAAAUUGUGAAUACCCAGGAAAGGAGAUCAUCUCGACGUGUUUAGCGUUAAUAAAAGCCUAUUGCUCGAAAUUGCAGCUUGCUCCGCGAGUUGAUCGAAAUCGUCAGGCUUGAAAGCGAAAUCUGCUUUCGGUUUUCCCUCAUUCGAGGAUAUUUUGGGCUGUAUUUUCUCGAAUGUGGCCAGGGCUCGGCUCCUGUCAUCUCCUCGCAGGAGCUCAGAUAGCGGUCGGUAUGGCUUGUUUUCGGAUGAGGGAUGUAACCCGCGAGGAUUUGGCGAUGUGGGAUGAAGCGGAAUAAAGAAAAGUGAUCCGCUCAAACCGAAGGAAAGCGGGUGCUUUCUGCCUAUGGAUUACACAUUGCAGAUUUUCCGCACAUAAAAGUGGAUUUUACUGGAAUACGUGUACAGAAUCGCAGAAGAUAUCGCUUUGUCACGCUGGCUUAUUUUCCCUGAGGAAUAGUGGUGUAUUCCUCCCCAACCCCCCCAGCGCCACAAACACUAAACAAAAGUACUAUAAGUCACGUAUAUGACGGUUCAUGUCAUGAAGGAAAUAAAUAAAAAUUGCUAGGGUCGAAGAGAAUGUCAUCAGAGGAGAAAAGUCUAGACCCCUCUGACAAAGGACCCUCGCCACCUCCUAGCAGCUCUGGGGCCACUCCCACUGGAAGUCCGGCCCCCACAGAUAAGCGGCCCCGGGGCCGCCCUCGCAAGGACGUGUUAUCCACAGCAACACCGCUUCAGUCUGUGCCCAGACAGAGAAAGAAGAAUCGGGGGCGAGGGAAAGCUCUGGUGGAGGAUGAAGACAGCACAGAUGGAAUGGAGACUGCAGAAACAGGAAGCACACAGGAGACAGUCACUAAAGGGGAGCAGGAGGAGACGGCGGACGCCUCUGCCGUGGCAGUUUCAGCAGAGGGGGAGGAAGAGGAGCAGUCGUCAUCCCCUCUUCCUGCGAGCCCUGAGACGGGGGCGGCACAAACAUCAUCAGCCUCUGGAGAAGCUAAAAGCAGCGAACAGCUCUGUGCCUUCUGUUACUGUGCUGGUCGAAGCCUGUUGGGCCAGGGGGAUCUGAAGCCAUUCAGGGUCACGCCCGGAUACGGCCCUCCACUCCCACAAUCCUCCACAGAGGAGGGCCACGACCGUGACAACAAGACUGGGGCUGCCAGCCAAUCAGGGAGGCACAGGGGCCCAGAGAGUGUCCGGGCCGAGGAAGGAGGAGGCAGAUUCUGGGAGGAGCUCCGCCACGUCGGUCUGCCAGAUGGCAUUGAUGUCCAAACACUCUUUGAUGAGUCGGGUCAGUGCUGGGCUCAUCAAAGCUGCGCGUUGUGGUCAAAUGUUGUGUGUCAAGCGGAGGAUCAAUCACUGCUAAAUGUGGACAAAGCCAUCCACUCAGGGAGCACAGAGCAUUGUGCAUAUUGUAAGCGCCUUGGAGCAUCCAUCAAGUGCUGUGAGGAGGGGUGUGAUCGCUCGUACCAUUACCCCUGCGCGGGGGCCGCCGGCACCUUUCAGGACUUCAGGAGGCGCUCUGUCCUGUGCACAGAGCACAUUGAGCUGGCCGUCAGCAAAUAUGAAGAAGAGGCGAACUGUAUAUUGUGCGACAGCCCCGGGGAUCUCCUGGACCAGCUUUUUUGCACCAGCUGUGGGCUACGCUAUCACGGCAUGUGUCUGGACAUCAGCGUCACUCCUCUGAAGAGGGCAGGCUGGCAGUGCCCCGAGUGCAAAGUCUGUCAGACAUGCAAGGAGCCUGGAGAAGAUACUAAAAUGCUAGUGUGCGAUAUGUGCGACAAAGGCUAUCACACUUUCUGCUUGCAGCCGGCUAUGGACUCUAUCCCCAUCAACGGCUGGAGGUGUAAGAUCUGCCGGAUGUGUGUUCAGUGUGGCACCCGGAGCAGUGAACAAUGGCACCACAACAGCCUUUUGUGCCAAAACUGUGGCGAUCAACUGGACACCACCGUCCCCUGCUUAUGUCCCAGCGAUGUAGAUCCAGACGUCCACAAAGACCUGCUUUCUUGCCAUCAAUGCAAAAGGUGGUUCCACCCAGAGUGUGAACGACCAGGUGAAGGUCACGCACAUCCACAGUCCAAAGAUGAUCACAUAUGUUCCAUCUGUAGAAAUGCCGGCUCUGAAUCAGAUCCUGUGCGCACGGAUGCAGAAGGAAUGCAGGCGGAGAUUCAAUCACAUGUGGAUGUUGAAGAAAACGCACAGCCAGUUCCAACAAACAACGAUUCUGAGCCUGCCAAAGUUCAAGACGCAGAACCUCAUCAGCCUGUCAGCGAGAGGCAGAGUGAAGAGCAGCAAACAGAUGAAAAACAAAUGACGGAAAUUGUGGCAGACGCUAGAGGUGAUUUAGCCAAGCCAGAGUGCAGCGAGACCUCAGACCACAGCGAGGAAACUGAGCAGACUUCAGUUACAUCUCCUCAGGAGACAAAAGGUCCUGAAGAUUCAGAGCCGCAUGAGCAGAAACUGGUUUCAGCUCCAGAGACGUCCACAGUACAGCAGCUUGUGUCAUCCAUUGAAACAGAGGAGCCUCCAGAGACGUCAUCUACACUCACGGAAAACAUCUCCCAAAAUGAGGAUGACAGCAAGCCCUGCCUCGAGGAGCAGAAAACAGACCUAUCACCCACCAAAGAGCCAACUCCAGCCUGUACCUCCCAUGAGGAAGAACCCAUGGAGGUUUCCUUCACGGAGGAACCUUCCACAAUGGCUCAUGGAGUUACUGUAGAGCCUGAGGUUAGUACUGCUAAGACUACGCCAGGAGUUCAGAGCCAGGAGGAAAUGGAUGUUAUGGUGCAGCAGCGCAGCAUUAUUCCAGAGAGCUGCUUGCAGGAAAUGGACAUCACUAUGGAUGGUGAUGAGCGAUUUUUGGCCAAGCUGAGUUCACUGGUGGAGGAGAGGACGUCAUUACAGCAGCCUCCAUGCAGGCAGCCUGAGGGUUUGCCUUCACUUGGGCUUGGGGCGUCCCAGCUCCAGCUCCAGGCUGUCUCAGGACAAGCCAUCAGCAAUGUGCCUUCAUCCACCUUCAUACCAUUCACUCCAAAAAUCGGCAUGGGCAAGCCGGCUAUCUCUAAGAGGAAAUUUUCACCUGGAAGACCCAGAGUCAAGCAGGGAGCAUGGAGCGCCUUCCACAGACCGAGCUCCCUCUCAUGGUCCCUUGACCCGACUGAGGGCUGGGACGAGCCAAAGAGCAGGCAGCCCCACAGCACGGCCGCCUGGAUAAUCUGUGUGGGCCGAGGAUCUGGCUUCCCCAGCAGGAGACGGCCCAGGGGUUCAGGUGUCACGGGCCGGGGAGGACGUGGCCGGGCCAGAAUGAAGAAUGGAGUCCCUCCAAUACCUACACCAGGAAUAAACAUCAUGGAACCCAUUUGCACAUUUAAGGAAGAGGAAGAAAACGCCAUGCACAAUACAGUAGUGAUUUUCUCUAGUACAGACACGUUCACUAUGAAACAGGAUAUGUGUGUGGUUUGUGGGAGUUUUGGACAGGGUGUGGAGGGUCGACUGCUGGCCUGUGCUCAGUGUGGACAGUGUUACCACCUUUUCUGUGUCAACAUAAAGAUCACUAAGGUGGUGCUGAGUAAAGGCUGGCGGUGUUUGGAGUGUACCGUGUGUGAGGCGUGCGGUCAGGCCAGCGAUCCCGGACGCCUGCUGCUCUGUGACAAUUGUGACAUCAGCUACCACACUUACUGCUUAGACCCGCCCCUGCAGAACGUGCCCAAUGGGAGCUGGAAAUGCAAAUGGUGUGUGUCCUGUACGCAGUGCGGCGCCACGUCUGCGGGUCUGAGGUGUGAGUGGCAGAAUAAUUACACUCAGUGUGCCCCUUGCGCCAGCCUGGCAUCAUGCCCACUGUGCCAGCAGGACUACAACGAGGAGGAGAUCAUCCUGCAGUGCCGCCAGUGUGACAGGUGGAUUCAUGCCUCGUGUCAGGGAAUCCUCUCAGAGGAGGAGGUGGAGAAGAUUGCAGACACCAGCUUUGACUGCAGUCUGUGCCAAGGCCAUACCCCACUCUCUCCCGCGCCUGGAACGCCGGCCAAGUCUUGCUUGGAUUUAGUCGAGUCUGUUUUCAUGCCUCAGAGAGUCACAAAAACAAGAGAUCCUGAGCUGACGAGGACAUACACCCAGGACGGUGUUUGUCUCACAGAGUCUGGUCUGUCCCAGCUCCAGAGUCUCGCCAAUGCAGCCUCGCGGCGGAGACGCUCCAAACCCAAACUCAAGCUGAAGAUCAUAAACCAGAACAGUGUGGCCGUGCUGCAGCCGCCUCCAGACCCACCGACUGAACUCUCCAGAGACGGAAACCUCGACGACACCAAAACAGAAGGGGAGAUUGUGGACGGUGAGGGAAAGUCAGACUCCAGUCCGGAGAGAGAAGCCGCAGCAGAAGAUGACUCUAAAGACACAGAUCCCUGCAAGAAGAGGAAGAGGAAGCCCUACCGCCCUGGUAUUGGAGGAUUCAUGGUCAGACAGAGGAACCGGACAGGUCUGGGCAGAACCAAACAGGCCUUGUUCAGGAAGGACUCCACUGGCUCUGAGACCCUGCAAGGCAAAGAUGAGAGCUGGGGUGACCAAGCGCCUGACACUCCAAUCGAUGAAAAACCUCCUUUGUCUGAUUUUCCCGACAACCCUGAGGUUAAAAUACGGAAACGCUACAGGAAAAAGAAGACCAAACUGGAGGAGGCUUUCCCUGCUUACCUACAGGAGGCCUUUUUUGGGAAAGACCUGCUGGAUAAGAGCAAACAGAGCAGACAGGAAACCACACGGCUACUAGAGGAUGAGCGAGACAGGAAACAGCUCUCGGCCAAUCAGAUGAAGCCACUGUCGAACGCAUCACUCAGUGCAUCCGUGGCACUGCUGCCCAGUAAAUCAGUAGCAGCACAGAACUCUGUGGAGCCUCUAGUGGACCUGUCCGAAGAGCUGAAAUCAGACACAGAGCUGCUGGGAAUGUUUUCAGAUAACAAGCAAACAGAGGAGUCCGGUCUUGAUUUUUGCCCUUUCCAAGUUGAGUACUCUCCUUCACCAUUUGGUCUGGACAUUGCUCAUUUAACAGAAGAUGCAUCUGUUUCAUCUCAAACUCAUCUAGGCCGAACUCACCCACAUCAGGUGCCCGAGGAGCCACUGGAUGGCAUCCUCAGCCCCGAACUGGACAAGAUGGUCACUGAUGAAUCAAUUCUCAGCAAACUCUACAAAAUGCCAGAGCUUGGUGGGAAGGAUGUGGAGGAUCUCUUCACAGCUGUCCUGAGCCCCAGCACCAGCCAACCUCCUCAGAUGCCUCAACAGAUCCAGGGAGCUCAAACCCUGCAAGGUCCCGCAGGCACUGGUUUACAUCCCUCCCAACCCAACUCAGACAACGUGGAGGGAGACUCCAUGUCCACCGCACAGAAAAGCACUCUGAAGUGGGAGAAAGAGGAAACGCUUGGAGAACUUGCCACGGUUGCACCGGUCCUGUACACUAAUGUCAACUUCCCAAACCUCAAGGAGGAAUAUCCAGACUGGUCAACACGAGUGAAACAAAUUGCAAAACUGUGGAGAAAAGCAAGUUCACAGGACCGGGCUCCAUAUGUGCAAAAGGCCAGAGAUAACAGGGCAGCCCUGCGCAUGAACAAAGUUCAAAUGUCCAACGAGACCAUUAAGAGGCAGCCGCCUCAGCCACAGCAGCCUUUAGAAGUGUUUGAUCCUGCUAUUCCACCACUGGACCCAGAAUUACUGUUCAACGAUCCACUGAAGCACAAGGAAUCAGAGCAUGAACAAGAAUGGAAGUAUAGACAGCAAAUGAGACAGAAAAGUAAGCAGCAAGCUAGGAUUGAAGCUACACAGAAACUUGAGCAGGUGAAGAGUGAACAACUUCAACAGCAGCAGCAGCAACCGCUCCCGUCAAUCAGCCAAUCUGAGCAUGACUCUUCCAGUAACCUGCAGAGUCCAGUGUCUGUGCAUUCCAACAAUGGGAACAUGUCUCCCAAGCAGCCCAUUUCAAAAAAUGAGGUUUCAAAGUCACAGCUGCCCGGCACGCCUACAUCGUGUUCCCCAGAUGACGUCUUUUUGCGCCCUCAUCCACCACCCCCAUCUUCAGGAUCUCAGCCACAGAGCCCUCAGAUGUUCUCCCCAAGCUCCUCUGGCUCUAGACCAUCCUCACCCUGGGAUCCCUACACCAAAAUGGUAGGCACACCCAGACCACCAACUACUGGGCAGGGAAAUCCACGCCAUAACUCAGAAUCAGGGAAAUCUCCCAGAGGUCUUUCAGAGCCAAUUGGCUCUCCAACAGCCAUAUGUAAUGACCCCUAUGCCAAGCCCCCAGACACCCCAAGGCCAGCAGGAGCUCCAGACCCUUUUCUCAAACCUAUGUGCCCUCCCAGAGCUAGUCAGACUUUGGAAGGGAGGCAUCUUAUUGGCUCCCCAGGCCAUGAUCCAUUCUCUAGGGUGUCUGUGAGAAAGGAAGCCUACCAGAGGAUGCCUCAGGGCAGGAUGAUACUCUCAGACCCAUAUGCUCGUCCUUUACUCACACCUAUCCCAGGCAGCAAUGAAUCAGGGUCCGUCCAGGUCUUUAAAACCCCUAUGCCACCCCCUCAGACUCAGGAACAAUAUGCAGGUAUGCUUGCCCGGAGAGCAAGUGGGGAUCCCUUCGAAAGACCAAUGAUGACCCCUCGGUCCUCUGAGGGAUUCUCCCAGAAUCAACAGAAUGAUCCUUAUGCGCAGCCUCCGCUCACUCCUCGUCCUGCAGUUAGUGAUGGCUAUGCAAAUCAAAGGGUUCCACGACAGCCCCAAACCCUCCCUUUUUCUCAGCCUGGGCCAAUGACACGCCAGACUUCCUGUAAUCCAUAUGCUCGAGCCCCCUCCACCCCUCGGCCAGACUAUUCCCAGUGUGAUCCCUAUGGACAACAACCUGCUACACCAAGACCUUCAAGUGACCCUUUUACCCAGUCUCCAUUUUCUAACCCAUACGCUAGAAUGCCAGGCACACCUAGACCACAUGACCCUGAACCCUACUCUCAGCAGCCUGUAUCUCGCCAUCCGGUCAUGAUGAAUCAGCCCUCUCAACAGUCUCAGCAGCAGACUCAAAACUGCAUAAUGUCCCCUAUGUCAAUGGACCCUUACGCACAACCCCCUGGUACCCCACGCUCAGGAAUACCAGACCGGUUCCCCAAGUCUCCAAGUCACCAAAGGACUCCUGAUCCUUUUAUUCAACCUCCCGGACUGCCACGCACUGUUGGGCCCGAUCCUCAUGCACAGUCAGUGGGAAGGUCCCAGUCAUUACCUAAUGAUUCAUGUGCACAUCCCUUACGAACACCUCAUCCUAGAGGCGUCGGACAGGGCUUGGGACCUGGGCCCAUGUCUAAUCAAGAUCCAUUCUCUCCUCCUCAAGUCUUGAUGCAAGACACAUUUGCCAGUCCAACAAAACAUGGACCUCAGCCCCUCAAACAUCUGGGCAUGACAGACGAAACCGGAUCUCAGCUGCUAUCCAGUCGACCCAAUCAAACUCUCAUCCAUGACCCUUUUGAGCAGGCCCCCAUGCUUCCACAUCCUCAGUGUGGAGAAAACAAAGAGCAUCAAGGUUUGGUACAGAGUAUCAGUUCCCACCCCAUGGGCCAGCCCAGCUCUGAAGCUCAAACGGUACCUCUUGCAGAAGCUGAGGAAAGACUCAGACAGCGUCAGCGUAUUCGAGAGUUGAUCCUCAAACAGCAACAGCAGAAAAGUGCCAUACGUCAAGAUAAGGGUGUACAGGAUCAUCCUCUGACCAUGCCUCCAGGAACCCCUCAGCGCUGGAAUCAGGAGUCUACAGGCCAACAGAGUGAAAUGUUUAAUCGCCCGCCACCACCAUAUCCUGGUUCCGGAGCUGUAAGAGCCCCUCAGAGAUUCCAUGGGCCAUUCCCAGGAGAUCAGCAGGGGCAUUUCCCUGAAGGCCAGUUUCCUAGACCACAGUUUCCUGGGGAUGCUGACUCAAAUAUAAGGCAGCUUGGGCCAAGGAUGCCCAUCACUCCUAAUGUCCAAGGUCCUCUGGGAGCUCCAAGGCCUCAUCAGAUGCAGGACCCAAUAAUUGAAACUCAUCCACAGAUGAGAAGAUCCAUAUCUAUGGAUUUGGGAAAAUCAGUAGGAGGCAACCCUCUAGUAACCUUACAUUUGCCUCCUAGUGGCAUGCACGUGCAACAGCACAACAUCAUGGGGCAGCCCUUCAUAGAACUGAGACACAGAGUGCCAGAUAGCAGACUGCGGCUUCCCUUUGGAACUCCUACUAUGCAGGGAAAUGGAAUGGAAUCGCCCUCACAGCAACGACCCCCAGGUUUCAUGGGUGGCCAAGAAAUGGGAUUCCCCUUCAAUCAGAUUCCAAAACCAAUGGACACAACAAUGAAUCAGUCUCAGGUAGCUAAUACGCAGAUGCAGGCAUCGCUCAGCUUGGGGAAUUUACAGCAGGCCAAUAUUCCGUUGAGAGCUGGACAUCCACAUAUCCCCCUGACAAGGUCUAUAAGCCAACCUGCUUCCAACGAGACUCUCAGUGCUCCCUUACUCACAAGUAUUGCUGCUACAUCUGCUGUACAAAACAAUGAGGUCCCUUUAUCCACAAAUGAAGUACCUGAGGAGAAAAUCGAUACUGAUGAAUCUGCUGUGAAGGACCUUGAAGAUGUUGAGGUGAAGGACCUUGUCGAUGCCGAUUUAGAGAACCUAAAUCUCGAUCCAGAUGAUGGAAAGGACUUGGAUCUUGAAACAAAUGACCUGCAUCUAGAUGACUUCUUAACGUCUGGGAAAUUUGAUAUAAUUGCUUAUGCUGAUGCUGAUUUAGAUCUUAGCGAGGACCUGGAUCUCAGUGAUCCAAUAGAAGACCACACUGAGACGUCUGAUUUCCAAAAGACAAAAGCAGAGAAAAAGACUGAUAGUUUUGAUGGCACAUCAUCAUCAUGUUCUACAUCGACAGCGAAGGAAGUGGUCAAUACUGCUCAAUCUCAAGGUCACAUCAGUCAAGACGUUCCCCAGGAUCAGGUGCUGGUUUCCUUGAAAACAGAAGAGGAUAGCAAAAAUGGAAUUAAAGAUUGCUUGUCCCAAGACACCUCUUGUAAGAAUCAGGUAAAUGAUAGUGCUGCCAUUAAUCAAACUGGCUUUGAAAAUGAUAUUGAUGCCAGUUUACAGGUUCCAAAGUCUGGAAUUCACCCCGAUGCUACUCCAGUGCUUUCAAGCAUGCUGGUCAAUGUACCACUAGAAGGUGAAUCACAGAAGCAGGAACACUGUGGACAGUCAGCGGCACAAAGCAACCCUCUAAAUCAGGAAGCUACCAUGUCACUCAGUAGCACUAUGUUGGGGCAAGGAAACUUCUCAGUGCAGGGGAUGGAUACUGGCCUCAGUAUUGACCAGUCUUUGGUGUUUUCUCAUGGUGAAAGUGCAUUAGAAGUCCCAGGCUCCAUUCAGGAACAGCAACAAAGCCAUAUUUUUGGUAUUGAUCAAAAGGAUGCUGUACUCUCAGGGGAACAACACAGUAUUCUUACUCAACAGGCGAUGCUGUCACAGGAAGGCCAUCAGAACAGACCACUGCUUCUGGAAGAGCAGCCACUUCUUCUCCAAGACCUCCUGGAUCAGGAGAGACAGGAGCAGCAGCAGCAUAAGCAAAUGCAAGCUAUUAUAAGACAGCGUUCCAGCGAGUCAUUCUUCCCUAACAUAGAUUUUGAUGCUAUCACAGACCCUAUAAUGAAGGCAAAGAUGGUUGCAUUGAAAGGAAUCAAUAAAAUGAUGGUCCAGAACAACAUGGGAAUGUCUCCUAUGGUGACGAACAAUGUCCAGACAGAGCAGGCGGUACCAGGCCCUGAUGGAGGUAUAACUCCAAUGCAGUUGGCUGGACAGGAUGACAAACUUACUCCUCACAUGGCACGACCCAAUCCCCCAAAUUUUGGGACAGGAUUUGCCCGUGACGCACAGAAGGUUCAGUAUGAGGACUGGCUCAGGGAAACCCAGCAGCUGCUUCAGAUGCAGCAGAAGUAUUUGGAGGAGCAGAUUGGGGCCCACAGAAAGUCAAAAAAGGCCCUGUCAGCCAAGCAGAGAACUGCCAAGAAAGCAGGACGAGAGUUUCCUGAUGAGGAUGCAGAGCAGCUGAAACAUGUGACAGAACAGCAGGGUGUGGUGCAGAAACAGCUGGAACAGAUUCGCAAACAGCAGAAGGAGCAUGCAGAGCUGAUAGAGGAGUACAGGGUUAAACAGCAGCAACAAGGUGGCAUGCAGCCCGCAAUGAUGCAUGGAAUGCCACCAAUGCAGCCUCAUGCUGGUAUGAUGCCAGUUGGGCCCCCAGUGAACCAACCUAUGAUGGGUCCAAUGAUGCCCAUUCGUCUCCAUCCUAGCCAACCAGAUGCAGCUAAUGUGAGCAACACAGCAGGUUGGCACCCUGGUGCACCUGUUCCCAGUGGAGGACCUCAGAUGCCAGGAGUAAUGCCCGCUCAAGUAGUGCAGGCACAGCCUCCGCAGCCGGCAGUGGCUAGGCCCGGUCAGGGGCAGGCGGGGGGCGUGAAUUUCGACGAUACCAACCCAUUUAGCGAAGGCUUCCAGGAACGUGAGCGUAAGGAGCGACUACGCGAGCAGCAGGAGAGGCAAAGGGUGCAGCUCAUGAAGGAGGUGGAAAGGCAGCGGGUGAAACACUGCAUGGAGCAACAGCAAGUCCCUAACUGCCAAGAUGGCACCAUGAGGGCCUUGUCCCAAAUGCCUUUUUAUAACCAGGAGCUACCGCAGGACUUCAUGCAGCCACCCAGAAUGCAGCAGAUGCAAGGUCCACCAUUUCCACAGCAGCAAGGCAUGCAACCAGGGUUCGUUGGAGGACCAUCCAGACCAAUGAUGGGUAACGGUCCAUUCCCUCAGGAAAUGGGACCGGGGUUUGUUUCUGAGAACCUAGCACCCCAUGGGCCUAACUUUGUCCAAGCACAAGCUAGAACUCAGAGAUAUCCUGGGCCAAACAUGAUGCCUCAGAAUCCAACUCAAGCGCAUCAGUUUCCAAUGGAGGGUCCCACGCCCUUGCCUCCAAACUUUCCAGGUCCCGGUCCGUCACUUAUCCAGCUGUACUCCAACAUCAUUCCAGAGGAGAAGGGCAAGAAGAAGAGGAACCGCAAGAAGAAGAAAGAUGAUGAUUGUGAGUCCCUGAGAGCUCCUUCCACACCUCACUCGGACCUGACAGCCCCGUUAACACCCUGCGUGUCAGAUACAUCAUCCACACCGACAAGGAACCCAAUGGUCUUCGGCGACCAUGAGUUCUGCGAGACGUCCCAGCCUGGAUCGUCUACACCAGGCUCCAUGAGCAGCCAGCCCCACUCUGAGCUGGAGCGCCAGCUCUCUGAAGGCAGCUGUGGUGGAGGGCCAGAGAUGGCCAUGACCCAACAGGAGAUGCAUGACAGGAUCCUGUCCAACAUCAAAUUGGAGAAGGUGGAGGCGAAUGACUGCCACGGGCAUAAGGGAAUGGAGAUGGAAAUGGAAAUGGGACUAGGCAUGGUCAAGGUAGAGGGAGAGAGGGAAGGAAUGCUGCCUCAUCCUGCGAGCCAAAGUCCAGCCAACAGCUUCAAAGGAGAUGCUGGGAAUGAACUCCUCAAACACCUCCUGAAGAAUAAGAGGACUCUACCUCCUGCACUGCCCCACCAGAGGUCUGAAGACCGUUUGAGGUCAGAGGAAGAGGGAUCCACAGACUACAAAGCAUUUCUACGACAGAGCUCCAUGGACAGCACUGGGACAUUUUCGGAUUCAAACCACCCUGAUUUCCCUGGACCAUUACUUCCAGAGGACAAGAAGAAACAGAGGAACAAGAGGGCACCCAAGAAUGGAGACAGACCCACUCCCCGCUGUAAAAAGCGGAAGAAAGAAGGGGACGAGAAUCAAGCAGUGUAUUCCUCUACUGAGCCAGUGAUGACCCAGUUAAAACAGCAGCUUUCUCUCUUGCCCCUAAUGGAGCCUCUGGUUGGGGUGAACUUUGCCCAUUUCGUGCCCUUUGGGGGCGGACAGCUGGACGGAGAGAGCCGUCUCUCGGGCACAUUUGGGAGCGCCUCAUUGGACGGUGUCUCUGACUAUUACUCCCAGCUGAUUUACAAGCAGAAUAAUUUGAGUAACCCUCCCACACCUCCUGCCUCCCUGCCCCCGACUCCUCCUCCAGUGGCGCGCCAGAAGUUGCUCAAUGGCUUUGCCACAACAGAGGAGCUUGCCAGCAAAGGUGGCAUCAUUGUUGGCCAUGAUGUCACCAAAGGGCUGCUUUCUCGACCGCUGCAGUUUAAGGCUGAGGAGGAGCUGCUGGCUCGAGCUCUGGCUCAGGGGCCCAAAACUGUGAAUGUGCCGGCCUCUCUUCCCACCCCACCUCAUAACAACCAGGAAGAGCUCAGGGGACAGGAGCACUGUGAAGACAGAGACACCCCAGACAGCUUUGUCCCGUCGUCUUCCCCAGAGAGUGUCGUUGGCAUGGAGAUCAGCCGCUAUCCUGCUCUCUCAUUGGUCAAGGAGGAGCCUCCUUCUCCAGCCCUGUCUCCAGUAAUUCCAAUGUUUCCUGUCUUUAGGGGCAAAGGCUCAGAGGUCAGGUUACGAGAGGUCAAGACGGAGCCUUCAUCAGUGUUCUUCGGCUCUCCAUUUGGAUCAGUGCAAAACGGCUCCAACACUGGACUGGUGUCCAUCGCCAUCACACUGAAGCCAGCAGCUGCCGAGAACAUCACUGACGUUGUUGCAGCCAUUGCUGACCUGAUCCGUGUGAAGAUCCCCAGCAGCUAUGAGGUCAGCAGCGGCCCGGGGGGAACUAUGGGGGCCAUCAAGACCUCGGUGGAUCCACAGCGUCUGACCUCUGCACUUCACGAGCCGAAUGGACUGCGGGCCACACAGCAAGCACCUCAGCACCUGCAGCUUCUGCACAACUAUAACAAAAGUCUUGUUGGCGGUAGAGCGCAGAAUAAGAAGAUACAGCAAAGCCCAGGACCGAAGCAACAAUGGUGUCAACACUGUAAAGUGGUAGUCCUGGGCAAUGGCGUGAGGAAAAUUAACAAAGAUGAGCAGGGCAAAGCACAGGAGUCUCAGUUAUGUUCGGAUUGUGGUUUGGUGUUCUGCAGUCAUAGCUGUCUCAUUCUGCACUCAUCAUCCUCUCAGUCCAAUGGGAACGCCGACACCAAGGCAUCUGUUGCUCUACUUCCUGAAAGUGCUUUGAAACAGAGUCCCUCUAAAGUCCAGCACCAGUACAGCAACAACAUGUCCUCACUGGAUGUCCACUGCCUGGCCCAACUCCAGCCCAAACCGUCCCCUUCCUCUCUGAAUCUUCACACGGCUUUCACCCCAGCUGAGGCGGCUCAAGCGAUCAAGAUAGAAUCCAAACCUGAAAGCAUAUCGGAGAGCCAUUUUAAAAUGAUGGUAAAGCUUAAACCACAUUCCCAGAGCCACAUGGAAGACAAACCAUGGCAUCACGGCAAAAGGUGGAAAGGCCUGUGCUGGCGAAAGUGGACGGUACACAUCACGAUGACAAAAGUUGCCACCCAAACAUCGGAGUCAGAAGUUGAGGAGCUUUUGCAGCAGCUCAACUCAUCUCUGCGGCCGUGCUCAACCACCCUCGAUCGGCGCCGCUGCUGUUUCUGCCAACAGAUAGGCGAUGGGAUGACGGAUGGCCCAGCCAGGCUGCUCAACCUGGACUUGGACACCUGGGUGCACCUCAACUGCGCCCUCUGGUCCUCCGAGGUCUAUGAGACGCAAGCGGGGGCCCUGAUCAAUGUGGAAUUGGCGCGUCAACGAGGGCAAACGGUGGUUUGUGUGUUCUGUCAGCGCUUGGGUGCCACCAGUGGCUGCCAUCGGCUGCGCUGCCUCAACAUCUACCACUUCACCUGUGCCCUGCAGGCCGGCUGUACGUUUUUCAAGGAUAAGACAAUGCUGUGCCACCAGCACCGGCCGCGAGGAUCUGGCACCGCCGCCGGGUUGCACUUAGAACAGCAGCUGCGCUGCUUCUCCGUGUUCCGCCGCGUGUUUGUGCAGCGCGAUGAGCUACGACAGUUAGCGGCGGCCGUACAGCAGCCUGAACGCGGCCAUACUUUCAGAGUGGGCAGUUUGCUUUUCCAUGCGAUGGGUCAGCUGCCACCUACCCUGCUGCCCACGUUUCAUUCGUCCAUAGCCAUCUUUCCACCUGGCUACGAGGCGAGCCGGCUCUACUGGAGCAUGCGGCACGGCCAGAAGCGCUGCCGGUACGUCUGCUCUGUGGAAGAGCAUGAGGGGCGUCCCGAAUUCAGCAUCCGUGUCAUUGAGCAGGGCUACGAGGAUCUGGUGCUGACCGACACCACUGCUAAAGGAGUCUGGGACAAGGUUCUUGUGCCCGUGGCUGAGAGGAGGGCUGAGACGGGCAUGCUGAGACUCUUCCCCGUCUAUCUGAAGGGAGAGGACCUGUUUGGGCUCACCAUCUCAGCAGUUACCCGCAUUGUUGAAUCGCUGCCGGGUGUGGAGGCGUGCUCGAGGUAUCGAUUCCGUUAUGGACGUAAUCCCAUGUUGGUGCUUCCACUGUCCAUCAAUCCAUCUGGUUGCGCUCGUUCUGAGUUGCAGACGUACCCCCAUCAUGAGAGGCUGAAGAUCCUCUCCGUGUGGUCCAGAGCAUCUCAUUGCAUCCAGAACUCAGCGGUGGCAGAGAGAGGAUCUUCUCACAGCAAGCACUUUGUGCACUCGAAGUCAUCUCAGUACCGCCGACUGACCAGUGACUGGAAGACAAACGUGUAUCUGGCACACUCUCACAUCCAGGGUCUUGGGCUGUUUGCAGCGCGUGACAUUGAGAAGCAGACCAUGGUGAUUGAAUACAUGGGGGAUAUUCUGCGCGCUGAGGUGGCCAUGAGGAAAGAGCUGCUGUACAAGGCUAAGAACCGCCCAGCGUACAUGUUCCGCAUCGACAGCGAGCGAGUUAUCGAUGCAACCCGGUCUGGAAGCCCUGCAAGGUACAUCAAUCAUUCAUGCUCGCCGAACUGUGUGGCUGAGGUUGUGACGUUCGAGCGGGGCCACAAGAUCAUCAUCAGUGCCGCCCGCAGGAUUGAGAGGGGAGAAGAGCUCUGCUACGAUUACAAGCUCACCCCAGUUGCAGAUCAGAGCAAGAUCCCAUGUCACUGUGGAGCUGCCAACUGCCGCAAGUGGAUAAACUAAACAGGAGUGACAACAACUCCAACAACUCUGAGGUGCCAAUUUACCAGAGGAGACGUGCAAAGAAGAAACGGCCAAUCCUGGAAGUUGUUGAUCUUUUUUUUUUUUUUUUUAAAUGUGCAAGACUAAGAGGAAAACACAACGCGAGAAUUCAGCAUUGUGUGAGCCAUUCGUAUAAUUUCUUGACUUGAAAGGAAAAUGUUCCGUUAUGUGCAUGUGCCAUGAGUCUGUGUGUGUGUGUGUGUGUGUGUGUGUGUGUGUGUGUGUGUGUGU